This is a messenger RNA of Auanema sp. JU1783, 1083 nucleotides long. The record is from the annotation of a GenBank genome assembly. Lineage: Eukaryota; Metazoa; Nematoda; Chromadorea; Rhabditida; Rhabditidae.
AUGAAGCUUGUGUUACUGGCUCUUCUAUGCUUUUCCGCAGUUUUCGCUUCUGCUCCAAAGUUUUUCCGUAAAGCUCCUGUUGUCUCAAACGAUGAUUUCGUCGGAUGUCCCACGGAUAACGACUUCUACUAUACAGGAGGUAUAAACUCUCCUUUAUGGCCACAACCAUAUCCUCCUAAUGACAAGUGUUACUACUACAUUACCGCUCAAAGAGGAUCAGUCGUUGGAAUCAACUUUGACUUCUUCGACUUGGAAACAUGUUGUGAUUACGUGACAAUCUACGAUGGUCCUUCUGAGCGUUCACCAAUCUUAGCCAGAAUUGGUGGACCAAACAUGACGAGCAAGAAGCCAACCGGAAAGUACUACACUAGCACCAGAAACUCUUUAAUUACAUUCACCAGUGACGACAGAAUCGAACAGAAAGGAUUCCAGCUCUCAUACACAUCUGAAAGUGGUGCUACUCCAUGUACCAGAGAUGUCAUGCUCGUAAUUAACGCCAUGAGCGAUAUGGGAUCACAAGCCAACUUCGUGAAGCAAUUGCAAUUCAUUGCCAAUAACUUGACUAGAACCUGGAACGUUGGUAUGAACGCAGUCAGAGUAACCAUUAACCUUCAGGUCGACAAGGACUACGCCGUCAUAUUCGAUCCUGCUAUAAGUAACGACGAUCUGACCCAAACUGUUCUUGGUUUGACUAACUAUGUACCUGAUGUUAUGUCUAACAACGAAACCAACAUCAACUGCUUAUUCCGAUACGCCGAAGGAGACUUCGAAGAUGUUAAGGAGUUCAAAGUACGUGAAGGAGUUGAACAGGUGGCAAUGAUUUUCACCGCUGGAAACCCAGUUGACAGUCAAGAUUACUAUGAAGCUGUCGAGUACUCGCAUAAAUUGAGAACCACACUCGAUACCAAAGUCAUAAUCAUCGCUAUGGGUAAAUCAGGAGCAUUGAACAUGAACGCCAUCUCAUCCUUAUCUGACACACCCGCAUUCACAUUUGCAUCUGAUUUCGAUAACCUUCCAAGCAUUAUUGGUAAAGUCAAUAACGCUAUGUGUAUGUAUCACUCACAAACCGCUUGUGGACCGUAA